GUUAUAAUAAUGACGCAAUACUCAAGGAUUUACUUUUAGAAAUAGAAUUUAGGCCAUAUCCAAUUUCAGUAGACAAAUAUUCAAUAAUAAGAUUUUGUGAUACUAAGGCAAUAAUAGAAGUGUGGUAUGAAAACCAAAAGAUUUCGCAAUAUGAGGAUGGUACGCCAUUGAAAGUUUGGCAAAAAACUGGAACAUUGGCAAAAUAUAAAGGAACACAAUUAUUUGGAUUAGAAAAUCAAACAUCACAAAUAAUGUUGCGGCAAUUACAAGUUCUUUCUUGUAAACCUUCACAAUGGAAUGAAAAAGAUACAAUAAAUAUGUUGUAUGAAUAUCAUCUCAAAAGACGAACUAUCGCAACUAAAUUGUAUCCAUCCUACCAUCAAUUUAAUGAUCGUGAUUGGAGUUCUAGUCCAAAACAACUGGGUUAUAAAUUUUGGACACAGUCUUCAAAUCCUGCAGAUGAUAAAAAAACUUUGAAGAAUCUUUUUAAAUUAGCACAAAACAAAAAAGGUUCUAAAGGAAUACAACAAAUUUUAUAUAUUAUUGCAUAUCAGUUUUCCUAUCAAGAAUUACGAAACAAACUUGGAGUUUCGACUACAACUAUCAAUGCAACAAGAAAUUACGCUACAGUUAAUGAUCCUGAAUGUCAACAGGUUGAAAAACCU
This is a messenger RNA of Funneliformis geosporum, 665 nucleotides long. The record is from the annotation of a GenBank genome assembly. NCBI's taxonomy places the organism in Eukaryota, Fungi, Glomeromycota, Glomeromycetes, Glomerales, Glomeraceae.